Molecule: messenger RNA, 1358 nt
Organism: Homalodisca vitripennis (glassy-winged sharpshooter)
Lineage: Eukaryota; Metazoa; Arthropoda; Insecta; Hemiptera; Cicadellidae
Exons: 2
Coding region: 897-1223 (108 amino acids)
Source: RefSeq, a predicted model, not a curated record
AACACUACAUAAUGUUUUAAUUCCAAAAUAUCUCAGCUAAUUACUUUUAUAAUCGUUAUUUACACAUAAACAUUCUUCUGAUUUCAAUAAAUAUUUUAUAACAAUAAUUAGCCAAAUUAAUCCAGACGUUCUCAAGAUAAGCGUUUAGUAAAACAUUUUGUAAUUAAUUUUUAUUUAUAAGAAGACCACGGUAGUUUUUGUAUUUACGCUAUUCCUGCUUGUCUUAUACUACAUAAUAAUAUGUAUGCUCGCUAUUUAGAAAACUUACGAGAUAUAAAAAGCACUUAAAAAGAAAUACUAUUGUAAACGACCUGAGAUAAUACGUGAACAAAUCUUUUAGCUAUAAUGCAUAAUAAUAUAUAACCAUCUGAGUACAAUUCCAAUAUAUAAACUGUGGUAAAAAAUGUUGAACGUGAAUUAUUUUAUCACAUUUUAUGAUUGUGUAACUGUGUAACUAAACGUCACAAAUAAUAUUUCACAUAAACAGAUAAAUAUUAAAAUGGUUACGUAAAUUAAUAACUAAUAAAACUAUUCCAAAUCAAACUCAUAUUCACUGUCAUUACACGUUAUAUUUCUCAUGCAUUGGUGUGUUUAAUUUGAUACUGGAUAAAACUGUGCUUAAUUAAUUAGUAAAUCAUAUUUUUGUUGGAUUUUUACACUUUGCAAACCUUUUUCUUCAGAGACACGUCUAAAAUACUGGGGUAAUGAAAUGUCUCCAACCUAUCACUAGUAUUAUCACAAUAAUGAGUACAACAUUUAUUGCUGAUUAUCUUCAUAACACCUUACUUCCAGGUACAGGUCUGUUAUAUUGCUUUGUGAUGUUGCUCUUAGGGAUGCGACGUAUUUGGCUGAAUACCUUGAAUAAACAGUGAACAAUUUCUAUAAGCGGGAGUUUCAUGAAAAAAGACACAUCAGAUCUCACCAUGCUCUCUUCAUCUCCUUCCAUCAUCUUAGUGGUAAUGCUCAUUUCGGCCUCCAGCGCCUCACCAAAAUUCUCCAGGAGAUAUCCCAGACAAGAUGCCUCUUAUGAACCCGACGACGGACCUCUCAUAUUCGCAGAUUCCGAAGAGCACUUUGCAGAGUGGCCUGUGGCAACACCUCCAAGUGUUACCCAAAUUCCCCAAAACCAAAUAGACAGACACUUACUUGAUAUCCCCAUCCGUGAGUGUCCCUCAGGAUACAAGAUGACCCGUAGUGGUUAUUGCCGAAGGAACUGGGGUUAAGUACUGGACGUGCAAAUUCUGCUUUGUUUAAGACAGUUAUACUUUAUUUAUUGGAUUUUUUAUGUUUAUUAGAUUUAAGAUGCUUUUAUGCUAACUUAUAUUUAAAAUAUUAAAAGUAUUCACAUAAAAGUAUUA